Molecule: messenger RNA, 1203 nt
Organism: Gekko japonicus
Lineage: Eukaryota; Metazoa; Chordata; Lepidosauria; Squamata; Gekkonidae
Gene: BBS12
Product: Bardet-Biedl syndrome 12
Exons: 4
Coding region: 1-1203 (400 amino acids)
Biological process (GO): chaperone-mediated protein complex assembly; photoreceptor cell maintenance
Molecular function (GO): ATP binding
Source: RefSeq, a predicted model, not a curated record
AUGAACAGAAAAAGGCAUUUGGGAUUGCAGCAACUUUCCUCUUUGGCAUCUGUUGUAAAGACCUUUUUAGGACCAAUUAAAUCAUCCAAAUUUAUUGUUGAUAAAAGAACUUAUGGCAGUGUGUUGAUUUGCUCUGUAGUGAGACUUCUUGAAAGCUUAGAUUCAAAUAAUACAGUGGGACAACUUCUUAAUGACACCAUUCAGGCACAGAACAAGGAGUAUAAAACUGGAACAACCACCCUGUUGUUUCUUGUUAGUGCAUGGAGCAGUGCGGUACUUGAGUGCCUUGAGCAGGGUGUUCCCCUUUCAAUAAUAGUAACUCUGAUGUCUGAAGGUCUCAAUUCUUGCAUUGAACAAGUUCAGUGCCUAACAAUAUCGAUACAGGAUGUGACGCAAAAGCUAGAUGAUAUUCCUAUGAAAUGCAACAAAAAAGUCCUCAUUAGGAUCUGUUUUGGCACAACUGGAAGGCAGAUAAUUGAAACUAAAACUUUGGGGAUGUCUGAAAGUUAUUCUUGUGUUUGUCCUGGGUAUGUCAUGUCGUUAUGUCCAGAGAAAGCUGCUAUUGCUAAGCAGCUUCAGGAUAGACCUCUUGAUAUAGUUCUUAUAGCUGGCGACCUAACAGAUACAUAUCGCCAUUUGGGAUUUAACAGGUCACAAAAUGUGAGAAUGGUCUUAGAAAGUGGGAAUAAGCGAAUAGCUCAGUUUAGAGGAAAAAUGCUGGUAACAUAUGUGCAAGGUAACAUAUGUGAAAGUUUAGAGGAAAAAUGCUUCCUACAUAACAUACUGAUAAUUAAUCAGGUAACCCAUGCUGUAUUACAAGCUUUUAGCAAUAUUACAGGAGCAGAAAUAGUGACCUACCUUGCUCAGGUGAAUGAACAUUGUGUUGGCAAGGAUGUCUAUUUAAACUACUGGGGAACUGGAGAGUCAAGUUGGAGGGAACUGGAUAGCAGAGUUCCGAUUGUUAUAACAGCAAAAGGAAUUCACCUGGUAACAGUGGUGCUUAGCAGUCCAAUAUUGUCCAAGAUGCAAGCCACUGAAGAUAACUUUUGGACUUGUGCUUAUUGUGUGCAUCAUGCUCUUCUUGAUAAUGCAGUAUUUCCUGGAAGUGGUGUUGUUGAGUUGCUGUGUCUCAGUUACCUUGAGAAAUUGGGGAAAGAGGUCAAAAGUUCCACAAAAGAAUUUCAUACUGAUAACCAGAAAUGA